UACUCUACUGUCUCUCCCCACGACUUCCAUCACAAACACUCAAAACACAAAAAAUGGCCCCAUCUCUAAUCGGCCCUCCACAACCCCAACCACAACCACAAUCUCUCUCCUCCACCACCUCAACCGGUAACCCAUUUAUCGAUCAAAUGGUUUCCACCUUCAACACCACCACCAUAUCGUCUCCUCCACCAAUGGGUUUUACCGAAAACUUCUCCCCCACCUUCCUUUCCACCGGUAACCCAUGUCUUGACUUAUUCUUCCACAUUGUUCCCGGUACUCCCUCUGAUUCUCUCAUUCAACGUCUUAAACUCGCUUGGUCUUACAACCCUUUGACCACCCUUAAACUUAUUUGUAAUCUUCGUGGUGUUCGUGGCACCGGUAAAUCAGAUAAAAACGGGUUUUAUACAGCUGCGUUGUGGCUCCAUCAAAACCACCCUAAAACUCUUGCUUGUAAUCUUACUAGUUUCUCUGAUUUUGGGUAUUUUAAGGAUUUUCCUGAGAUUUUGUUUCGUGUUUUGGGUUUAACCCAUGUUCCCAAGAUCAAAAAGAAGGUUAAAGAGUAUGAUCAUCCGUUUAGAACGAAGAAGAAGUUUAAGAAAUCGUUUAAUCAUCGUCAAAAGAAAAAAUCAUCUUCUUCUGCGAGUUUGGAGAUGCAGGAGAGAGAAAAACAAGUUUCCGGUGAACUUCGUGUUCGUAAGAAGACUGAGAUGGCUAGCAAGGCUUUGGAGAGAUAUAAUCGUGAUCCUGACUACCGAUUUCUUCAUGACCGCGUCUCUGAUCUUUUCGCGGAUCAUCUGAAAUCCGAUUUGGAGUAUUUAAAUGCCGGAAAUCCUAAUAAGAUUAGUCUGGCUGCGAAAUGGUGUCCAUCGUUGGACUCGUGUUUCGACCGAGCUACACUCUUAUGUGAAGCCAUUGCUAGGAAAGUGUUCCCAAAGGAGAAGUAUAGUGAAUAUUCGGAGUUGGAGGAGGCGCAUUACGCUUACCGGGUACGAGACCGGCUUCGAAAGGAAGCUCUAGUCCCGCUAAGACGGGCCUUAGAGCUUCCUGAGGUGUUCAUGGGGGCUAACCGAUGGAAUGAGUUGCCGUAUCAUCGAGUUGCGUCUGUGGCGAUGAAGACUUACAAGGAGCAUUUCUUGAAGCAUGAUGAAUGUAGGUUUAAGGAGUAUAUUGAGAAGGUAAAGUCUGGUGAUGCGAAGAUUGCUGCAGGAGCUCUUUUACCUCAUGAGAUUAUUACUUCGUUGGAAGAUGGUGAUGGUGGUGAGAUUGCGGAGUUGCAGUGGAAGAGGAUGGUUGAAGAUUUGUCUAAAGAAGGGAAACUUAAUAACUGUCUUGCUGUUUGCGACGUUUCGGGUUCGAUGCACGGGACUCCUAUGGAGGUUUGUGUUGCUCUUGGAUUGCUAUUAUCAGAGCUUUCAGAGGAGCCAUGGAAAGGGAAGGUGAUCACGUUUAGUAACAACCCGCAGCUACAUUUGAUUGAAGGGGAUGAUCUAAAAUCUAAGAGGGAAUUUGUAAACCGUAUGGAUUGGGGGAUGAACACUGAUUUUCAGAAGGUGUUUGAUUUGAUACUGAAUGUUGCAGUGCAGGUGAAGUUGUCUAAAGAUCAGAUGAUUAAAAGGGUGUUUGUGUUUAGUGAUAUGGAGUUUGAUCAAGCUUCGUCGAAUCCAUGGGAGACUGAUUAUAUGGUGAUUAAGAGGAAGUAUGAGGAGAGUGGAUAUGGUGAAGCAGUGCCGGAGAUUGUGUUUUGGAAUCUGAGGGAUUCGAGGUCGACGCCGGUGGCGAAGAAUCAGAAUGGGGUGGCGUUGGUGAGUGGGUUUUCUAAGAAUAUGAUGAAGUUGUUUUUGGAUGGUAAGGAGGAUCAGCUUAGUCCUGAAGCUGUAAUGGAGGCUGCUAUUUCAGGAGAAGAGUAUAAGAAGCUUGUUGUAUUGGAUUGAUUGUCAAUUUUGUAAUACAGUGCAGUUUCUCUUGCUAUACUUGUUGUGGCAAUAUGAGAUUAAUAAAAAUGUUAUUGCAUUUGUUGUUGAGGAGAAUAAUGGAGAUCCGAUUUAUAAAACGUCCAAAUAAAUUGGGAGAAUAAUGAUGUCGAUUAGAUGUUGAAAACGAAGUAGAUAUGGGACUGAACCCGAGGGUAAGACAAGAUAUGUAUAAUUACUGAGUUUAUCCUCAUAUCCAACUUUAAACUUUAGACUGUGCCUUAUCAA
This is a messenger RNA of Beta vulgaris subsp. vulgaris (sugar beet), 2198 nucleotides long. RefSeq lists its product as hypothetical. The coding region runs from base 54 to 1931 and encodes 625 amino acids. Lineage: Eukaryota; Viridiplantae; Streptophyta; Magnoliopsida; Caryophyllales; Amaranthaceae. The record is from RefSeq and is a predicted model, not a curated record. The transcript has a single exon.